Columba livia (rock pigeon) is the source of this 3350-nucleotide messenger RNA. RefSeq names its product neuronal vesicle trafficking associated 1 (gene NSG1). Lineage: Eukaryota; Metazoa; Chordata; Aves; Columbiformes; Columbidae. The transcript is spliced from 5 exons. Bases 325 to 882 code for a protein of 185 amino acids. Gene Ontology annotation, cellular component: membrane; endosome. The record is from RefSeq and is a predicted model, not a curated record. Gene Ontology annotation, molecular function: clathrin light chain binding. Gene Ontology annotation, biological process: G protein-coupled dopamine receptor signaling pathway; clathrin coat assembly; endosomal transport.
AGGGGCGCGGAGGGCGGUGCGUCCCGUCCCCCCGCCGCCUCCUCCUCCACCACCUGCUGCCGCUGCGCCAGUAGCCGGCUGGGGGGAGCCGCCCGCCUCAUCCCCGCGGGGCCCCUUUGUGCCGCUGCUCCAGAGCUGCCCUCAGCCAGGCGGCGGCUGCGUCACGGCCCAGGCGCUGCGGCCGCCCAGAGUCACCCCGCGGAGGCAGAGCCGCCACCUCGCUCCCCGCUCCGCCAUUGCUGCGCGGGCCGCGGCCGAACGACGCCUCACCGCCCCCUGAGGAAGGGCCGGGAGCCGCGGCGAAAAUCCCUCUAUCCUGGAAGAAUGGUGAAACUGGGGAAUAAUUUCAGCGAGAAGAGCACAAAGCAGCCCCUUUUGGAGGAUGGAUUUGACACCAUCCCCCUGAUCACACCCUUGGAUGUCAAUCAGCUCCAAUUCCCACCUCCUGAUAAGGUUGUGGUCAAAACGAAAACAGAAUAUGAACCUGAUCGCAAGAAAGGAAAGUUCCGUACUCCUAAAAUAGCUGAAUUCACAAUCAGCAUCACUGAAGGGGUUUCAGAAAGAUUUAAGGUAACUGUGCUGGUCCUUUUUGCCCUUGCGUUCUUAACAUGUGUUGUAUUUCUGGUAGUCUACAAGGUUUACAAGUAUGAUCAUACCUGUCCAGAAGGAUUUGUUUUCAAGAAUAAUCAAUGCAUUCCAGCUGGGUUGGAAAACUACUACUCUGAACAAGACUCCAGCGCUCGAGGGAAAUUUUACACGGUCAUAAACCACUACAACCUGGCCAAACAAACCAUCACGCGCUCAGUGUCCCCGUGGAUGACGGUACUGUCAGAGGAGAAACUGUCUGAACAGGAGACUGAAGCCGCUGAGAAAUCAGCUUAGUAUGAUAAGCUAAUUAUUAACACUAUGUCAUUUGAGGGUAACUAAGGGACUUUAAGGAAAUUUUCAUUCAAUAUAAUUCUGGAUAAUUUAGAGGUUACUCAUGUUUAUGGUGCAAUUGCUUCUGUUUGCUGAUACUGCUUUGCAAACAAACAAAAAAACCAAAAAGACCAAAACAAAAAAUUGCUGCAGAACAUUCAUGGGCAUAAAACAAGGUGCAUAUCAGCAUUGCUUUAGAGCUUUGACACCAUUUUCAAUGUUAAAAAAAAAAAUCUGAUGUUAGGUAUGUUCUUGCAGUUUAUUGGAUACUGACAGAUUUCUUCGCUGGAUAUUCAGGGCUUGGACCUUAGACCAAGUGUUCUGUUGUCUGAACUGAAACUUCAUUUAUUAAUUUUUUUUUAAUUUUUGUCAUUUUGCAAACUGAAACACCCCAGCCAUAACUAGAGUGAUCUCUUGUUUAGCUGAAAGCUGUAUUUAAUACUUACUUUUGGCUCAAGCAAGAAUGCUAGUCAGCAUUGAUGUCAGGGGCAUGAUGUAAUAAUGACUUGUGUGGAGAAAGAAACUGUCAGGUAGCAUUUUUCUUACAUUUUCUUUACUGUUGUUUAUUUGUAAGUGAUAACGAAGUUCUCUGCAACAAGGCAUGCUCAAUGUUUAAUUAUUGCUGUCAACAGGAUUUAACUGCAUUUCCACCGUGGCUUUAGCAUCUUGGUAAGGAUGUGCACUGAAACACGAACUAGGUAGACAUUAUGGAAAAAACACAGACAGUUUUAGUGAUGGAUGGUGAGGGUAGUGUGCAAAAUACACGGUUCAGGAUGUUCUAGUGAGAAAUGACAUCUCUUGAUCAUAUUUAAGAGGCAGAAAGUAUAUUCACAGUAGAUGUUGUCCACUGUGUAAUUUGUUGGAUAUGGCAGAGGGAGUAAUAUGUCUGAAUUUUCUCUUUUACUACAUUAGCACUUUCCCUUUUUAUUAAAUAGAAAGAGCUUUCAGUUUAUGUAUGGUUUGCAGUUUAAUACUUUUUAAAACACAGAGCAUCACAAGUGAAACAAUAGGGUAUUAGAUAACACAACGGGCUGUUUCAAAGCUACAUGUGAAACUGAAUGAAGAGUAGAACUGUUCAUGUACGGCGUGGGAGGGGAAAAGAUGUAGAAGAGCAUAGUAUUGUGGAUGCACGUUAACGUUCCAUUGUAAUUACAGACUUCUCUAUGUGUGAAACCAUGUUUUCAUUUUUAUUAUAAAUCUUAAAUAUAUUACAAAACAGACAUCUUAUUAAUUUAACAGUUAGACAAAAUAAGUGUGUGAAGCAUCUGGGCAAGCAAGUCACCUUUUUUCUUCAUGGAACUUGAGUGGGGCAAAGUGGAGUGGACAUGUCAAAAGUGCCAUUUUUUUGUACAGUCGCUACCAGAAAAAUGAAGGGAGAACAGCCGUAGGGGCUGUUUCUCAAGAUCUAUCGUAGAACAAACAUGGUCAGCUCUACUUUUAUUUUCUUGUCUAGUAGAGUUGCUUUAUCAAGGAUACAGUAAAAAUAACCAUCCUUAAGUCUCUAGGUUUGAUACAAAAUAUGCACUACACAGUAGUACCUGUAAAAGGCUUUUCUUAAGUCAUUAUGGUAUGUGGAAUGCAUAAAAAGCAAUAAAUUACGUGCCAAAUUUUCUUUAAAUUUUUAAACAUCAAGCUUACGUUAAGAUACUCAACACACACCAUGUUUGCGUUUUCUGAUGGGCAGAUGCUUUAUUGAGUAAUUAAUUCACAUGUAACUUUUGACAUCUUCACUCUGUGCACAGUGAUGACUAAGGAUGAUGCUGCUUGUUGCGUAUAAUGUAUAGAAAUACAUAUUUCAGAAGAGAGGUAGCAAACCACACAUUUCAUACCAACACAUUUACAGAGGACAUUCAGAUUUUACAAGAUGGAAAGAUCUGUUCCCAAGACUGUCCUACAUCGUAAUGACUCAUGAUACAUCUCCUGCCCUUAAAUUUAGGACAAUAACAACUUUAAUGCACAAGUAAAUACUGAUGAGAAACAACUUAUUUCUCUGUCUCAUAACAACAAGCAUUAAAAAAUACAAAGCUUUACAACCUAGGAGAAAGAGAUUGCUUAUGCUCUUGAAGUCAAAACCAUUUUUUCCUCUGAUUUAACAGAAGGAAGUUUAUUGAUUCUUACUUAUAGUUGGUUUUGAGACUUUUUUCUUUUUAGUUAACAAAUUGCUCCUAAUUUUAGUACGUUUAAGAGUUUGGCUUUAAUAUUUUCUAUCCUUUGGUUUUGUUCUGAUAUCCCAGAACACCCGUUUCAAUGCACAAUUCUCUUUUCACCUAGAAGUAAAGCUCUUCAGUUGACUUUUUAUCAUAAUCAUCAUUACUACUGUUAAAGCAACCUGAUCUGACUCGAAUUAAAGAUUAGAAGUAGAGCUCAUACAUGUGCAAAGUGAUCACCGUGUACUGAAGUGGUUUGAUUAAAUAAAAGCCUGAGACAGUGUA